This is a messenger RNA of Trifolium pratense (red clover), 1733 nucleotides long. Its product is annotated as wax ester synthase/diacylglycerol acyltransferase 11-like. Gene Ontology annotation, biological process: triglyceride biosynthetic process. Gene Ontology annotation, cellular component: plasma membrane. Gene Ontology annotation, molecular function: long-chain-alcohol O-fatty-acyltransferase activity; diacylglycerol O-acyltransferase activity. The transcript is spliced from 7 exons. The record is from RefSeq and is a predicted model, not a curated record. Bases 39 to 1433 code for a protein of 464 amino acids. NCBI's taxonomy places the organism in Eukaryota, Viridiplantae, Streptophyta, Magnoliopsida, Fabales, Fabaceae.
UGUGUAUAGUUAAACCGUGGGGGGAAGUAAAGUGAAAGAUGAUGGGUGAAAUGAGUGGAGAUGAUGAACCUCUGACACCAGCGGGGAGGUUGUUCCAGCAACCACAGAUGAACCAAGUAAUCCACUGUGUGUUAGGUCUGAAGAAUCCAAUAGAUGUUGAUUUAAUAAAAAACGAAAUCCAGAAUUCAGUUAUGCUCCAACACCCUCGGUUCACAAGCCUCAUGGUUCGUGACCAUAGAGGCGUGGAACACUGGCGUCCAACCAAAAUCGACUUCGACAGCCACUUUAUAGUAAUCAACAAUCCAGUAGUAGUAGUAGUGUCUUCUUCUUCUGAGGAUGAAGAUGAUGAUGAAUCGGCCAUCAGCGAGUAUAUGUCUGAUCUAUGCACCGUAUCUCAACUGAGCAUGGAUAAACCCCUUUGGGAGAUACAUAUCCUGAUGGUCCACAAGUGCAUCAUAUUUAGAAUCCAUCACUCACUUGGAGACGGUAUUUCACUCAUGUCGAUGCUCCUCGCUGGCUGUAGGAAGCUCCAAGAUCCCCAAGCACUUCCCUCAAUAUCUAUCCCCAAUACUACUAUUAAACCUCGCCGCACUUUCUGGAAUAUUCUCGUUACCCUCUUUUUUUCUUUUAUCUUUCUCAUCCAAUUUAUACUCAGGUGUCUAUGGAUUCGUGACCGCAAAACCUCCAUAUCCGGCGGCGACGGCGUUGACCUCUGGCCUAGAAAAAUCGCCACUGCCACUUUUUCAUUGGAACACAUGAAGACAGUCAAAGCUUCCGUUCCUAACGCGACCAUAAAUGACGUUCUAUUUGCAGUUAUAUCGUCUGGAAUAUCAAGAUACCUGGACUUCAGAGAACCUAAUGGGCUGCGAGACGGUGUUCAGCUAACUGGAUUAGCUAUGGUUAACUUAAGAAAGCAGCCAGGAUUGCAGGAACUGUCGAAUUUGAUGAAAAGCAAUUCAGGGGCAAGGUGGGGGAACAAAUUUGGUAUGAUCCUACUGCCUAUAUAUUAUCAUAGAAGCAACAGCUCAGAUCCUCUAGAAUAUUUGAAGAGAGCUAAAGCAAUGAUUGACAGAAAGAAACAAUCUCUGGAGUCCCAUUUGUCAUACAAAAUUGGAGAUUUUGUAAUGUCCACUUUUGGUCCAAAGUUUGCUAGCUUGUUAAAUUAUCGGAUACUCUGCAACACCACCUUUACAAUCUCAAAUGUGGUUGGACCGCAAGAGGAGAUUACGAUUGGAGGCAAUCCAGUAACGUUCUUAAGGGCAAAUAAUUCUGCUUUGCCUCAUGCACUUGUUUUGAAUAUGGUGAGCUAUGCUGGAAAGGCAGACAUGCAAGUGCAGGUGGCUAAAGAUAUCAUUCCCGAUCCUCAGUUUCUAGCCAAGUGCUUUGAAGAUGCAUUACUUGAAAUGAAGGAGCAGGUUACUCCCAAAAUCUGACAUUAAUUUGGACAAAUUGUAUUUCUUGAAUGUGGGACAACAACUUGCAAUGACUAUUAAUAGAUGAGAUAUUCUCCAUACAUACAUAUGAUUACAAGCAAUGAACCAUCUUUAAGUUGGAAUACCAAUGGACUCUGUGAUCCACCCAUUACCAUUCAUAGUUUGUAUAAAUAUGUGCACAAAGUUCAAUGGAUUUGUAAUAAUUUACAACUAUAUAUUAAAAUAAAAACUUGGUACAGAAUUGUAGUGUGGGAUGGUGCAGCUUUGCAUGGUUUCAAAUCAAACAAGUUUCGUAUACUA